Molecule: messenger RNA, 1858 nt
Organism: Ornithorhynchus anatinus (platypus)
Lineage: Eukaryota; Metazoa; Chordata; Mammalia; Monotremata; Ornithorhynchidae
Gene: VAMP1
Product: vesicle associated membrane protein 1
Exons: 5
Coding region: 139-498 (119 amino acids)
Biological process (GO): SNARE complex assembly; vesicle-mediated transport; vesicle fusion
Cellular component (GO): plasma membrane; SNARE complex
Molecular function (GO): SNAP receptor activity; syntaxin binding
Source: RefSeq, a predicted model, not a curated record
AGUGACUUCGGCCGCGCUGCGGGUGCAGGGAGGCGACGCGCAGGGGGUCGACGACCGCAGCCGACGCCGCAGCGUCCCGCGCCCACCGCCCUGCCCGGGGACGACACCGACCCCCGCCCCCCCUCCUCCACCAGAGACAUGUCUGCUCCCGCCCAGCCACCCACCCCUGGGGGUCCAGAAGGGGCUGCCCCCGGCGGGGGGCCCCCUGGCCCACCCCCCAACACGACCAGUAACCGGAGGCUGCAGCAAACACAGGCCCAGGUGGAGGAGGUGGUGGACAUUAUGCGUGUGAAUGUGGACAAAGUCCUGGAGCGAGACCAGAAGCUGUCGGAGCUGGACGACCGGGCGGACGCGCUGCAGGCUGGGGCCUCACAGUUCGAGAGCAGCGCCGCGAAGCUCAAGAGAAAGUACUGGUGGAAAAACUGCAAGAUGAUGAUCAUGCUGGGAGCCAUCUGUGCCAUCAUCGUGGUCAUUAUUGUAAUCUACUUUUUUACUUGAGAAUGUGCCCGCCUCUUCUCUCCCCUCCCCUUCCCACCUCCCCUCGCCUCCAUCCAUCCCAGUUCCCUCCAACCGCCCCAGGCUGCUUUUCCAUUGGUUCCUCCUUUUGCCUUGGUUUAGCCUCUCACCAUCCUCCCCUCUUACCCCCACCGAGCCACAGCGGCUCCUCUCCGCCGCCCCUCCCCACUGCCGGCCUGGGGAAGGAGCCGGGCUGUGCUAAGGGGGAGGGGGCAGCGGGUGGAGCCUCGUGGGGAGGGGGACACCCUGAGCACCAGCGAUGGCGGCGCUGGGGGAGGGGCAGUGUGCUCUGCCCGGUCCCGUCCAUCUGUCCGUCCCCGCUUCCCCUCCUUGACCUCACUGGAGCCCGUGGGGCAGCGGAAGCCCCUUAGAGCUGGCCCGGGGCCGGGGGCCGUCGCAGGCUCUCCCGUUCCUCGGCCCGGCCCGCGGGGGAAGGAAGGAAGGAAGGAAGGGAGUAGAGUAGGCUGGGGCCUGCUCAGGACUUACCGGGCCUCCUGAAGCCCCUCUGCCCCCACAGAGAGGGAGACACGUGGCAGGGGGCCCGGGGCCCACCCGGAACACUCUCCGUUGGGGGUGCUGUGCUGCACUGUAGUACUGCCCUUCUGGGCAGAGCCCCUCCUCUCCUCCCUCAUGCCCCAACCGCCUCCCCCUCUGCUCGUGCCCUCUCCUCGCAACCUCUCCCGGCCCUCACCCGUGUCUGUGGGUCAUGGGGCCCGGUGCUGCCAGCCCCGGCCCCGGCUCGGAGGGGCUUCGGCUGAGCCGGGGGGGCCGUCCGCAUGUGCACUCUCCACGCCCCACCAUUUCAUUUGUGCUAAAGCAUUUCCCUCCCCCAGCCCUCCCCCCCCCACCACCCUUCCCUCGGUCCCGGCGCGGCCGAAGAGCGGGAAGGAGCAGCUGCCCACCGGCCCCCAUCGCUGAAACAGCGCUGUCUUCGCCGCCACCCCCCACCCCCCCGCCCCCAUGCCACGGCCCCUCUGUUGGGGCUCAGUCCCGGGGCAGGCGGGCUGCGAGCCCACCCCCAGGAUGACCAGCGGUGGCGGGACCGGCCUCUGUUCUGUCUGCUGUCACUUUCUCCCUCCACACCCCGAGUCCUGCGGGGGCUGAAAGCGGCUCCCCAUGGACUAGGCCUCACGCACAGCCCCCGCCACCCCCCCCACCCCCCAACCUCCGUCACAAGCUGCUGGGCGAGGGUCCCGUCUGUCGUCUCUGCCCCCCUCCCCGUCCGUCCGUCUCCUCCCCCCGGAUCUCAUCCUUGUACAAAGUAGUUAGAGUCGUGAUCCCACCGAGGCAUGUAGCAGACUGACCACUUUCGUGUAUUCUGAAUAAAGAAAGAAAACUCCCA